Molecule: messenger RNA, 2964 nt
Organism: Drosophila miranda
Lineage: Eukaryota; Metazoa; Arthropoda; Insecta; Diptera; Drosophilidae
Gene: metro
Product: MAGUK p55 subfamily member 7
Exons: 9
Coding region: 488-2278 (596 amino acids)
Cellular component (GO): cell-cell junction; plasma membrane
Molecular function (GO): protein binding
Source: RefSeq, a predicted model, not a curated record
UUUUGUUAUCGCUUGCUGCAGCUCUUUCUUAAAAUUUUCUCGUUGGCGUUCCGUUCCUCGUAGUCUUCGUUUUGGCCUCGCUGCGUCGACCUGCUGGCCCCCGGGCCCUGUCGUCUGUUCACUUUGCAACCAGCAAAAAAUAAAGGUUAUCGUUGAAACUACAUAUUCCCAGCAAUUGGCCAUAGCGAAGUGGAGCUGCCUAAAAAUAGCUAAUCACAGACAGACAUUGAACAGUCCCGUCCCAGUGAAUCGUCGUGCCUCACAUGUUGUCGGUGUAUGUGUGUGCGUUUGCCUGCGAGUGAAGUGGAAAUCUGUUUAAAAAUAAAACAACGCCGAGACGGAAAAACAGUGCCAAGUGACAUCCAUCAGCAUCAACAGCAUAACAAAGCCCCCAACUGCCUCUCCAGUGGACGCAAUCGUCAGUAACAGCGCCGCGCCGAAAGGAUAGCCAAGGAUAGUGGUAGUGCUUCGUAGGCCGUUGAGUAGCAUGCUAGCUGCAGUUAUGGCAUCGGACAUCAAUUGGGAUCCAGCUUUGUCUAAAUUGUUUACCACGCUCAAGGAGUCAGAGAACCUCUCCAAUGACCAGGAGAUUGAUUUUCUGAAAGCCCUGCUCGAAUCCAAGGAGCUGAAUGCUCUGGUCAAUGUGCACACAAAGGUGGCCAAAGUGGGCCGGGAUGAUCGCCUGGCCCCAGUGCUCUCCACCUCUGCCCAGGUGCUGUACGAGGUGCUGGAGCAACUAUCGCAGCGCUGCCAUCUGAGCGAUGACUGCAAGGAGGCCUUCCACCUGCUGCAGGAUGCCCAUGUGCAGCAUUUACUGUUUGCACACGAUGCCAUCGCCCAAAAGGACUUUUAUCCGCAUCUGCCCGAGGCGCCCUUCGAGAUGGACGAGGACGAGGAGACCAUUAAGAUCGUGCAGUUGGUGAAGAGCAACGAGCCCCUGACAGGAGCACAGAGUGCGGAGCCAAUUGUUGGGGCCACCAUUAAGACGGACGAGGAGACCGGCAAAAUAAUCAUAGCUCGAAUCAUGCACGGCGGCGCUGCCGAUCGCUCUGGUCUGAUACACGUCGGCGACGAGGUCAUCGAGGUCAACAGCAUUAAUGUGGAGGGCAAGACACCCGGCGAUGUGCUCACCAUACUGCAAAACUCGGAGGGCACCAUCACCUUUAAGCUGGUGCCCGCUGACGCCAAAGGCGCCCAGCGCGAGUCCAAGGUGCGGGUGAGGGCCCAUUUCGACUACAAUCCCGAUGUGGAUCCGUACAUACCGUGCAAGGAGGCGGGCCUGGCCUUCCAGCGCGGCGAUGUCCUCCAUAUUGUGGCCCAGGAUGAUGCCUACUGGUGGCAGGCACGCAGGGAGCACGAGCGCUCCGCCCGCGCUGGCCUCAUCCCGAGUCGCGCCCUGCAGGAGCGUCGCAUCAUCCACGAGCGUACGCAGCGGGAUGGCAAUGAUCUGGACUCCAAGCCCGGUUCAUGCGCAUCACUCUGCAACACCACCCCACCCGGCUCCCCCCGACUGCACACGAGCAGCAGCAGCUCGUCGUGCCGCCAGCCCAAGACUAAAAAGAUCAUGUACGACUUGACAGAGAACGACGACUUUGAUCGCGAGCAGAUCGCAACCUACGAGGAGGUGGCCAAGCUCUAUCCCCGGCCUGGCAUCUUCAGGCCAGUGGUGCUCAUCGGUGCCCCUGGUGUGGGUCGGAAUGAGCUGCGCCGCCGUUUGAUAGCCCGUGAUCCCGAGAAGUUCCGUAGCCCAGUACCAUACACCACGCGACCCAUGCGCACGGGCGAGGUGGCUGGACGUGAGUACAUCUUUGUCGCGCGCGAAAAAAUGGAUGCGGAUAUUGAGGCCGGCAAGUUUGUGGAACACGGCGAAUACAAGGGCCAUCUGUACGGCACCUCGGCGGAGAGCGUUAAGUCGAUCGUGAAUGCUGGCUGCGUCUGUGUGCUGAGUCCCCAUUACCAGGCUAUCAAGACGCUGCGCACGGCCCAGCUGAAACCGUUCCUCAUACACAUUAAGCCGCCAGAGCUUGAUGAGCUCAAAUCUACGCGCACCGAGGCGCGGGCCAAGUCCACGUUCGAUGAGGCGAACGCCAGGAGCUUCACGGACGAGGAGUUCGACGAUAUGGUAAAGUCGGCCGAACGCAUCGACUUCCUUUACGGCCACUUCUUUGACGUGGAGAUCGUCAACGGCGAACUGAUCAACGCCUUCGAACAGCUGGUCCACAACGUGCAGCGGCUGGAGAAUGAGCCGCUCUGGGCACCCUCAAUCUGGGUGCAGUAGAAAGCCAAGAAAACCAAUCCGUAGCUGCCCAUCUAUAGGUGCAUUUCAUGCAAUUUGUUAAACCAAACACCAAAAUUUUUUUUGCCAUACGAAUUUAGCGAUGUGCUAAGAUAGAAGAAAUGUAGUUGAAUAGUUGAGGAACGAAUAGGAACUAUAGAGAGACACUAUGACACCCGUAGGCGGUCCUGCUGCUGGGCUGGUACACUCCCGUCCAGCUUUAGUCCUUUCACGACAAGUACCUUUUUGCGUAACAGUGAAAACAAUGAAAUGAAAACAAUAAACAAUUGAAAGAACUUAGAAACCAGCAUCUAUAGAACGGAUUAACAAUUACACUUACCAUUACAAUUACAAUUAAAUUAUGUGAAAUUGUUGUACAAAAUUGAUUAUUUGUGUUCAAAUCGAAUAACUUAAAAAAUUAAUGUAUUUAUUACACGUUGUUAAAAUCAAAAGAGUUAAUCCCUACGACACAUACCCCUAUAACUGUAACUUUACCUCUAACGCUAACUGUAUUGUAUCUCAAUUGUAUAUACACUCUCACUAUCUGGGGCAUAUUGGAUACAGUAUGGAUCUACGUUCUAUAUGUGACAUUUCUCUCAUUUCUAAACUGAUUUCAUCUAACGAGGAGCUAUUGUGCGGCGAUUCAUUGUUAAAAACAAGUGAGAAAUUAAUAAAAACCUAUUUUAAAA